GCCGGCUCCAGAUAAUCUUCUCCUAGACCCUCACCACUCACGCUUUCACGCUGCCGUCCAAGAAGCAGAUGGCCUCCGCGACGCAGCAUCAUCGGCGCGCCAUGGCCGUCCUUGCCGUCCUCCUCGCAACCAUGGCCUCGCCCACGGCAACGCGCGCCGCCGCCGCGGCGGCGGGCGGCUGCGACGGCGACAAGUUCCCGGCGGGCCGGAGCUACGCGCAUUGCGCGGCGCUCCCGUACCUGGGCGCCAGGCUGCACUGGACCCACGACGCCAAGACCGGGUCCCUGUCCGUGGCGUUCGUGGCGAAGCCGGCGGGCGCGGGCGGCGCCGGGUGGGUGUCGUGGGCGAUCAACCCGACGGGCGAGGGCAUGAAGGGCGCGCAGGCGCUGGUGGCGCUCCGGCCCUCCCCGGCGGGGCCGUACGCCGUCAACACCUACAACAUCACGGGGUACAAGCCGUUCGGGGCCAACUCGACGGCCAUCUCGUUCAAGACCGCGGAACUCGCCGCCGACGAGAGCGCCGGGGAGGUGCGGCUCUACGGGAAGCUGCAGCUGGCACCCGGGACCGAGGUGGUGAACCACAUCUGGCAGGUGGGAUCCGCGGUCACCGGCGGCGCGCCGACCAAGCACGCCUUCGACAAGGACAACCUCCAGUCCAAGGGCAGGCUCGCGCUCUCCGGCGCCGCGCUCGCGCCAGCGCCAGCGCCGGCCGCCGCCGCCGGUGUCUCGUCGCCAGCGAAGGGCGGCAGCGGGGCAGCCUCCCCGUCCGGUGGGAAGCCGUCGGCGGCGACGGCCGCCGCGUCUGCUCCGGUGCUCAUGCUUCUGGCGUUGGCGGCGGGUUUCAUGGCGAUCGUAUGACCGAUCUCGUGGAGUUAACACAGUAUCGUGUUAGAGCGAGCAGUGCGUUGAGGUUUCGAUCAUCCUUAGCUAGCCGCGCGAGAGUUCAAAUUAAUUGUUGCUAGGCGAUGGCUUUUCUUUUUUUCCUGUUAUCUUUUUUAACACGCAGGCGUUCAUGUUCACUGUAUUGGAUUGUUAUCGUUGAAUGACUCCAACUCUCCAAGAGCUCCUGCCCAGAUGAAUUAGAAAGGAUUCUUUUUCUUCA
This is a messenger RNA of Setaria italica (foxtail millet), 1101 nucleotides long. RefSeq names its product auxin-induced in root cultures protein 12. The record is from RefSeq and is a predicted model, not a curated record. NCBI's taxonomy places the organism in Eukaryota, Viridiplantae, Streptophyta, Magnoliopsida, Poales, Poaceae. The transcript has a single exon. The coding region runs from base 69 to 857 and encodes 262 amino acids.